Messenger RNA from Triplophysa rosa, 12547 nucleotides. RefSeq names its product zinc finger protein 883-like. Gene Ontology annotation, cellular component: nucleus. Gene Ontology annotation, biological process: regulation of transcription by RNA polymerase II. The transcript has 7 exons. The record is from RefSeq and is a predicted model, not a curated record. NCBI's taxonomy places the organism in Eukaryota, Metazoa, Chordata, Actinopteri, Cypriniformes, Nemacheilidae. The coding region runs from base 248 to 2476 and encodes 742 amino acids. Gene Ontology annotation, molecular function: protein binding; RNA polymerase II cis-regulatory region sequence-specific DNA binding; DNA-binding transcription activator activity, RNA polymerase II-specific.
GCGUUACAUUCCGUCCCCAUUCAUUGCAAUAGCACUCCUGCAGUGUGUUAAUAUUUGCUAUCUUUGUUUAUGAUCAUUCUGUCGGAUCAUCAGAGACCUACAAGAGAGGAGAGCUACUGGUGUAUUCUGUGGUUAACAGACAGGACAGAGCGAGCCCCGCCGAUAAUACAGGAGCAGCAGAAAGAGGGCGAGUGAAGAUACAGUCAGUGCAGGUGAACAGCUACAAUCUGCACCACGUGUCGCCAACAUGGAGGAGGACGAACAUAAACAAGACUUUCUCUAUUGUGAAGAGUGUCAGUCAUUUUUCAUCGGUGAAUGUGACAUUCAUGGUGCUCCAUUGUUCAUUCCUGACACCCUUGUGCCUGUGGGGGCUGCAGACCGGGCCAGACUUACCCUUCCUGCUGGACUGGAGGUUCGGACAUCCAACAUUACCAAUGCAGGACUCGGGGUGUUUAACCAGGGUGAGAUUCUUACAGUUGGAGCACAUUUUGGCCCUUAUGAGGCAGAAGAAAGCAAAAUGGAGGAAGCUGUCAGCAGUGGAUACUCGUUUGUGAUAUACAAGAGAAAGCACUUGACUGAAUAUAUAGAUGCCAGAAGAGAAACACACUCGAACUGGAUGAGGUAUGUAAAUUGUGCUCGCAGUGAAGAGGAACAAAAUCUGGUGGCAUUUCAGUAUGAAGGAGCGAUUCUGUACCGAUGUUGCCGGACAAUCAAAACUGGAGAAGAAUUGCUAGUCUGGUAUGGAGAGGAGUAUGCCAGAGAUUUUGACAUCACUUUUGACCAUCUGUGGAACACUAAAUGCUCUGAGAGAGAGAACUGUUCCUGUCCAGUGUUCACCUGCUCUGUGUGUUCAUUGUCAUACAUGGCUCAAACGUAUCUCCACAAACAUAUGAGAAGAUGCCAUCAUGAGGAGUGUGACAAAAUGCUGAAAUGGGGAGAGAUUGACAGUGAGGACAUGGUACCUAAGACCACCUUGAAAACAGAACAUGUAUCAUCUGAUUAUCUCUGCUCUGCCACUCAGAACGAACUAAAACACAUAGAAGGCAAGGAGAAAACUCACCAUUGUGCAGAUUGUGGGAAGAGUUUCUCUUUAUUAAGUCAUUUUAUUGCACACAAGCGCACACACACAGGAGAGAAGCCGUAUCACUGCACACAGUGUGGGAAGAGUUUCUCUCAUUUGGUUAAUCUUAGUAGACACCAACAAACACACACAGGAGAGAAGCCGUAUCACUGCACACAGUGUGGGAAGAGUUUCUCUCGGUCAAGUAAUCUUAAAAGACAUCUGCGCUCACACACAGGAGAGAAGCCGUAUCACUGCUCACAGUGUGGGAAGAGUUUCUCUCAGUCAAGUCACCUUAGUGUACACCAGCAAACACACACAAAGGAGAAGCAAUAUCACUGCUUACAGUGUGGGAAGAAUUUUUCCACAUUAAAUAGGCUCCAAAUACAUCAGCGUGCACACACAGGAGAUAAGCCGUAUCACUGCACACAGUGUGAGAAGAGUUUCUCUCGAUUAGGUGAUCUACGUGUACAUCAGCGUAGACACACAGGAGAGAAGCCGUAUCACUGCACACAGUGUGGGAAGAGUUUCUGUCGGUUAGCUGAUCUCAAUGUACAUCAGCGUAGACACACAGGAGAGAAGCCGUAUUACUGCACACAGUGUGGCAAGAGUUUCUCUCGGUCAACUCUUCUUAGUGAACACCAGCGCAUACACACAGGAGAAAAGCCUUAUCCCUGCGCACACUGUGGGAAGAGUUACUCUCGGUUAGGUGAUCUCCGUGUACAUAAGCGUAUACACACUGGAGAGAAGCCGUAUCACUGCACACCGUGUGGAAAGAGUUUCUCUCGGUGCAGUGAUAUCCGUGUACAUCAGCGUAUACACACAGGAGAGAAGCCGUAUCACUGUUCACAGUGUCCCAGGAGUUUCUCUCGAUCAAGUCUUCUUAUUGAACACCAGCGCAUACACACAGGAGAAAAGCCUUAUCACUGCACAAAUUGUGGGAAGAGUUUCUCUCGGUUAGGUGAUCUCAGUGUACAUCAGCACAUGCACACAGGAGAGAAGCCGUAUCACUGCACACAGUGUGGUAAAAGUUUCUCUCAUUUGGUUAAUCUUAGUAGACACCAACAAACACACGCAGGAGAUAAGAUGUAUCUUUGCUCACAGUGUGGGAAGAGUUUCUCUCGGUCAAGUAAUCUUAAAAGACAUCUGCGCUCACACACAGGAGAGAAGCCGUAUCACUGCUCGCAGUGUGGGAAGAGUUUCUCUCAGUCAAGUCACCUUAGUGUACACCAGAAAACACACACAGAGGAGAAGCCAUAUCACUGCACACAGUGUGGAAAGAAUUUCUCUCGGUCAAGUCACCUUAUUAGACACCAGAAAACACACACAGGAGUGAACCUCUAUUACUGUGUACCAUGUGGAAAGAGUUUUAACAGGUUUAUUGGCCUCCAAAGACAUCAGCAGAAACACAAAUAAGUUAUAUCACUGCUUAAAGAAGAAACUGAUGUCACUAUUCAUGCAGGUACAUAAAUUCAGAACAUAAAUAGAAUUGUGAGUUCCCUUUCUGUCACUUACUCAACGUUGUGUAGAUGACUUUACACUAGGGGUUCGAUCUUAAGAGACCAAUCACACUGCUUCUUUCUAAAGAGUGCCAUGAGAAUUGGCUUUUGGGAUUUUCUGGCCUGUCUCCACCCCAGUUAUCUGGGUAUAAAAGAGCAUUGUUCUUCAGAGCAGAUCUGUGCAUGCUAUUGCAUUACUCUGCUUCUCUGUUUGGGGCAUUCCCCCUGGGACAUUAUGUGUGCUGGUCUCUUUCUUUUUUUAAAUCAAUGGACCACUUUGGAUGUUCCCUGGGCUGCUGUUUGUGCUGCAGAUGUGCUUAAAAGGAUACUCCACAGUAGCAUGAUAAUUAAGAUGACAUUCUGCCAGUUACGUUGCUGUCUCUGGGUGGGAGUCAGAAUGCUUAAUUUGAGUUCUGAAGAUGAACGGAGGUCCUAGGGUUGUUGUACGACUUCAGGGUGAGUAAUUCAUGACAGAAUUUGCAUGCUACAGUGGAGUAUCCCUUUAAGAGCAAUUUGGGAAAUACAAGUUUUUUUUUUUGCUAAACGAGUCCUCCUGUUUCCCUUCACACUCAUGCUAAACUAUCUUCAUCCUGAGUUCUCAACAAGACAGACAAUCCACUGUUUGGUGGUUUUAUUGUCAUGUUCGGGAGUACACAGUUUCAUGGCCUCGCCAGCAUUGGCAUAUAUAACUGACUGGAGUUAUUGGCAGUUUUGCUUGCCUUGUGGAGGCUGUGGACUUUGAUUCAGAGCAAGCAUGUGUUCAUCCAGUUAGAUAUCACCAUGUGUGUAAAUAAAUCACGAUGGAGGUUUCCGCUCCCGUUGCUUUUUGCCAUUGCAACUCGCCUGCCACUUCCACCUAUAGAAUCAGCAGAGGUUGAAGUCUUAACGACUCACAUGAAAAGCUAUGUUGGAUGGGAAAUGCUUAAGAAAGCAGGACCUUAUUUUCAAAUUUCUCCCAGGCCUGGCUUGAUGCCCUCUUGGCACCUUUGGUGCUUGUGGUCCUUUAGAGAGUCCCUUUUAAGGCCUUAGAUUCAAAAAAGUUUAGAGCCCUCUUUUAACAGAGGGUUGGGAAUAUGCAAACAUUCUCUUUGUUUAGCCCGUACCUAGAGAUGUUUUUUUGGCUUUUUAAUACCGUAGGGCAGUAGAGAGCAGACAGGAAUGCGUUGGAUAUACUGGUACAUGAAAAAGGUCAAUAUUUUUUGUCACUUAUUUCAGAUAGUUUAACCCAUAUAUUAUAUAGAUUCUUUACACAGAGUUUAAAAAGGAGGCCCAACCAAGUAUUGAGUGCAUGGAAAUUGAGUGCAAUUAUUGCAUAUGAUGCGAUUUCCUUGUUGGUAGUCCCAUAUGAGGUUAUUUCUGCUGUCUAGUUUUCCUGUCUUCCUCUAAACAGAGACCUAAUCUGUUUUCUCCAUUGAGGUUGGUUGGUCCUUCUUUUCAGCAGUCCUUUGUUCUGGGGUUCAGCCAGAUAUGUUACCUACUGUGGUAUAAAGUGCAUCUGUGGUAUUUCCACAUGUAAACUCUUCUGGCAAGGAGACUGCCAUGCAAAUUGUAUUUGAGUGAUUGGUCUCCCAAGGGCAAACCACUAGAGUCAAAUCAUCAUUUUUAUUGGUUUUUAUUUUUGUUCCUUUUUGUUGUGUAAUUCAGGUCUUUAAGAAAAUUAUAAUUUGUCAAUGUGAAUUGUGAUUUGAAAAUAAAUGUUAUUUGAAUUUCCAAUUUUAUUUUCACAUUUUAUUCACAAACCUAAUCAUGGACCAUGUAUAGAAUAGUUAGCUCAGUGUGUGGUUCCCUUUCUGCCGGUCUCUCGACGUUGUGUUGAACCGACAGAUGGGGUUUGACUUGAGAACCUAUCAUCUUCUGACUACUUUGAAAAGGCCAAUGAAAUUGGCGAAUGAAAUUUGCAUGCCGGACUCCACCCCGGAUGAGACGGCGUGCUGCAUUCAUUCACCUUUUGUUCUUCGGACCCUUCGAUCUUAUGAUCCUAUUUAUGAUCUACACUGAUCUACAAAAUACUGCUGGAUUCUUACGACGUGGUGCAGCGGACUGUCCCUUCCUGCAGCGACUUCCCCUGGGCAUCUCGGCAGUUCCAGAGGUGUUUUCUAUUCUAAUAGAGCAAAUUUCUCCAGCGCGGCAUGUCCCGUUGUUCUCAUGGGUGCAACACACUCAUCGAGGAGGGGGACGGACACAAUGUCUGCCUCAAGUGCUUGGGUGUCCGGCACGCUGAGGCAGCCAUCAUGGAUACGUCCUGCCCACACUGCAGCCGGAUAGCGAUCCAGACUUUGCGGUCACGGGUGGCUGUGUUCUUUAUGGACCCAGCCACCACCUUGUCUGCUUCCCGUUCCACCGCACCGCCCCUUCCCCAACGCUCGCGGCUGGAUACAUGGUACAUCGGGUCUGAGCACGGCUCCAAGCCGCGCACGGCCCCGGUGCCGUAUUUCCUGGAAGUGCAUGUGGAACUCCGUAAGACCUGGAACGCCCCCUUUUCGGCACGCUCCCGGCAAACUAGUUCUGUCGCCUUUACUUCCCUUGAUGGUGGGGCAGCUAGAGGCUACGUCGAUGUGCCCCAGGUGGAGCGUGCCUUCGCGGUACAUCUGUGCCCGCAGGGUGCGGCCACCUGGAGAGGACGCCCUAGACUCCCGUCCAAAGCGUGUAAUUUUUUUUUCGGCCUCUCUGGUGUCAAAGGCUUACACUGCUGUAGGCCAAGCUGCCUCCUCUUUCCAUGCCAUGGCCAUCCAGAAUACCAUCGGGCCCGACCCCAGCCAUUCCAUCGCUGGUUGGUUCGAUCGGGGACGGUUCCUGCCCCGUCCCAACAGCCCACUUUUAAGAGUUUCCUCUCUCUCUGGGUGUUUAUCACAGCCGCUCUCACCCUCUACACGACGGUGUUCGGCAACUCGACAUUGCGUCACGCAUACUCAGCAGCCCUCAGCACUCUGAGUCCGAUGGUGCGUUGAGCUGCAGCAUCGCCGGGCAGGUAAGUAAGCAGAGCCGAUCUCCUCCCCGGGGGCCUCCCCAUGGCGAGGGAUCCGCACUGCCAGCCAUCGAACCACCCCCCGGGGGGUUGAUGAAGCAGAUCGAACCCCUAGUCCCCCUGUCUCGGUCCCUAAGAGCCUGGCUAGAGCUUCCCAAACCGUCACGGUGGCUAGGGAAUACAAUCCGUCUCGGCUACGCGAUCCAAUUCGCCAGACGCCCGCCCAAGUUUCGGGGCAUCCUCUCCACCUCAGUCAGAGGCAAGGAUGCUCCCGUGCUUCGGGCCGAGGUUGCCACCCUUCUGGCAAAGGAAGCGAUCGAGCUCGUCCCUCUAGCCGAGAUGUUCAACGGGUUUUCCAGCCCGUACUUCAUCGUCCACAAGAAAGGCGGGGGGUUGCACCUCAUCCUAGAUCUGCGUACUCUGAACAGGCACCUACACAAGCUGCCAUUCAGGAUGCUCACGCAGAAGCGCAUCCUGACGUCUAUCAGAUGUUAGGAUUGGUUCAUGGCAAUCGACCUGAAGGACGCGUAAUGUAUAGAUCCUCCAUCAUCAUCGACCGUUCCCGCGGUUCGCUUUCGAGGGACAGGCAUAUCAGUACAGGAUCCUCCCCUUCGGCCUGUCCCUGUCCCCACGAGUCUUCACGAAGGUUGUGAAAGCCGCCCUCGCUCCCCUCAGGGAGAAGGGCAUGCACGUACUCAACUAUCUCGACGACUGGCUCAUCUUGGCACACUCACAGGGACCUGGUGCUCCGGCACCUAGAUCGUUUGGGCCUACUGGUCAACCAGGAAAAGAGCAAGCCCUCCCCAUGCAGAGAAUCUGUUUUCUCGGAUGGAACUCAACUCUGUCUCCAUGACAGCGCGACUGACUACCGAGCGCGCACAGUCAGUGCUGAACUGCUUGAACCUUUUCAAGCAGCCAGUGGUCCCCCUGAAACUUUCAGAGGCUCCUGGGGCACAUGGCAUCCUCGGUGGGGGUGGUCCCCCUCGUGUUGAUGCACAUGAGACCGCUCCAUCACUGGCUACAGAGUCGGGUUCCCUGGAGAGCAUGGCACACCGGCAGCAGGCGUAUGGUCAUCACGCCUCUCUGCCGACGCACCCUAACCCCCUGGUCUUCUGCGGAUAGGGUCCCCCUUGGGCAGGCUUCGAGGCAUGUCGUGGUGACUACGGACGCCUCCCUGCAGGGUUGGGGUGGCAUGUGCACCGGGCACGCAGUGUCAGGGCGAUGGACGGCCCCCACCUACGUUGGCAUAUCAACUGCCUAGAGUUGUUUGCUGUGCUACUUGCACUGAAGAGGCUACAACCUCUCAUGCAAGACAAGCACGUGCUGGUCCGGUCGAACAGCACAACUGCUCACGACAGUUAACACAACUUGCCCGACGCAUCCUCCGGUGGAGUCAACAGGUGACGAAGUCCUUGCGAGCCACACACAUCCGCGGGCGACCUGAACCAGACAGCCAAUGCGCUCUUUCGUCAGUCGAUGCCUUGCGGAGAGUGGCGACUCCACCCCCGCGCAGUCCAGCUCAUUUGGGUGCAGUUCAGGCAGGCACAGGUGGACCUGUUCGCCUCCUUGGACACCACCCAUUGCCCGCUAUUGUACUCCCUGUCCGAGGCCCCCCUCGGCACGGAUGCCCUAGCGCACAGCUGGUUGCGGGACAAGCUGAAGUACGCCUGCCCCCCAGUGAGCCUCAUUGCACAGGACCUGUGCAAGAUUAGGGAAGAGGUGCAUCAAGUGUUACUAGUUGCGCCAUACUGGCCCAACCGGACUUGGUUCUCGGAGCUAAUGCUCCUGACGACAACUCCCCCCUGGCCGAUUCCCCUGACGAAGGACCUUCUUUCGCAGGGGAAGGGCACGUUGUGGCAUCCGAGACCAUACCUCUGGAACCUCCAUGUCUCGCUCCUGGACGGGACGAGGAGAUCCUGAAUGGCCUACCCCCAGCGGUGGUUGAGAUCAUUACUCAGGCUAGGGCCCCUGCCACUAAGUGGCUGUACGCCUUUAAGUGGUGCCUCUUCUCAUCCUGGUGCUCUUCUCGAGCAGAAGAGCACGAGAGAUGCUCGAUCGAGAACGUACUGUCCUUCGUACAGGAGAUACUUGAGUAACCUCUCCCCUUCCACACUGAAAGUAUAUGUAACCACCAUUGCCGCUCAUCAUGAACCAGUUGCUGGUAAGUCUCUAGGACAGCACAACCUGGUCAUUAGGUUCCUAAAGGCUGAAUCCGUCUCGUCCGCGCUCCGUACCCUCUUGGGACCUUGAUGUGGUCCUGGCGGGCCUCCAGAGCCCCCCCUUCAAGCCCCUCGGAGAUGCCGCUCUUUCUCAUCUCAUGAUGAAGACUGCUCUCCUGGUGGCGCUCGCCUCCAUCAAGAGGGUAGCGGACCUACAAGCAUUCUCCGUGUCCACGGAUUGCCUAGAAUUCAGGCCGGGAGACUCUCACGUUAUCCUGAGACCCCGGCCCGGCUAUGUGCCCAAAGUUCCCACCACUCCCUUUCGGGACCAGGUGGUGAACUUGCAGGCGCUCCCCAUCCGUGUUGUGUCCAGUACGCGCACUGCGCCUCUACUUGAACCGGAUGCAGAGCUUUAGGAGCUCUGAGCAGCUCUUUGUCUGUUUUGGAGGUUAGCAGAAGGGGAGGGCUGUCUCCAAACAGAGAUUGGCGCACUGGAUCGUGGACGCCAUCACUACGGAGUACCGGUCCCAAGAUCGCCUGUGCCCACUGGCAGGAGUGUAGCCUCCUCGUGGGCACUGGCUCAGGACGCCUCUCUGGCAGACAUCAGCAGAGCUGCGGGUUGGGCUAUGCCCAACACCUUCGCAAGGUUCUACAGCCUCCGCAUGGAACCUGUGUCAGCCCGAGUCUUGCAUGGUACCAACAGGUAAGACCGGCAACCGGUGGGGCAUACACCUGCGAAAGCACCUCCCCCCGUCAUAGGUGGGUCUGUGUGCUAUUUCCGCCUCCCUUCCCCCACCGGGUGAAGAAUAGGCAUUCCAUCCAUCACUAAGCACUUCCUGGUGGCGGGCUGGGCGGAGCAACCCUGCCUCCUCAGGCUGGGCAUCAACUGAGUUAUCUAGCACAUGGCUCUAAUCAGAGCUAGUGCCCCACACGUAAUAACAGGGUGGUUCCAUCUGAUGUAUUUUCAUGGUCUGGUUCCCAGGUAGGUAACACAUGACCUUGCCUAGGUGGGCCUCCACCUCUUGCGAUACUCCCUUACAGUCCGCACAUUCCUCCCAAGAGUUCUCCCCUGCUGGCAAGACCAUGUUGGUGUCUCCACUGAAUUCCUCCCUAUGGUAGGAAGUGGCCUCUGUAGCGCGUUUCCCCUAUUGAGUAUUAUAUGUAAUUCUACUAUUUAAGUGAACUAAGAAAUGUAGUUAUGGUCAUGCACUCCUACUGGAGUUUCCCAUUAUGGGCAUUUCUGUAAAAGUCUUCUUUAUAAAAGAAAAAAAAUCCUACGCAAUAUAUACAUCUGUACCCAGAAAUCAACGACAGAACAGCCAACUAAACUGCACACCAAGAAGGCACCAUAGGACACUUGCCUUUUUUGUCUGCUUUGAACUGUUUUCUUGUAGCCUAAUAAAUCCCAUUACUUGACAUUGUAACAAUACAACCAUGUGUAAAUUACCAACAUAAAUUACCAUGCUUUCUAACUGUCUGGCCAUUCUUUUAUGGCAAAUGUCUGGCUACAGUGUUAUGUCUUUACAUCAAGUGAAAUCAGCCAACAGGCACCAAGCAGAUCGGUUGGAGUCUCUAAUCGCCAUGAUUGGCUCAGCAAUGGUGAAGCAAAAGUUGUUUCCUGGAGCACAGUUUGAAACUCUUCGAGUCCAAGUUAGUAAAACAAAUUGGUGACAUACAGUGAUCGUAGCAUGCUGCGAAAACCCAGACGCCCUUCAUCCCUCACCUCCUCCCUUCUUUCCAUACUGUCUUUAGUACUCUUGUGUUUUGCCUUUCUUCCUCUUCACUCUCUCUCCCAAGCCCGCUCUUCCUUCACCCUGUCUUCUGCUGUGCCAGUGCCUAUUCCACUAAAUUCUUCAGUCCUAGAAGCAUUUUUUGUUGUUGUUAAUUUUUAUGUUUGUUUUGAACCAAUGAGCUCAUAGAAGAUCUAAUCACAACCCAUUUUAAGAUUUCUGGCAGAGAAUGUCAGGUUUAGAUUUUUUUAACUUUUGGUAUUUGAUAGAAAACAUGAUUCCAUGUAUCUGAACAAGAUGUUGUUGUGUAUAAUUUUGUGCACAUUUUGUGUAACAUUGGGCUCUGUUACCCCAGUUAUAAGAAGUAUUCAUAGGAAUGUUAAUACCAUAGGUGUGUUAGUAGAAUAAUCUAAAAAUCACACUAAACCAAAGAUGAGUGUAUACAAGUGAAAAUAUGAUGAUUUGAUGAUUUAAUGAUAUAAUUAAUAUACUUAAGCAAUGAUUGAUUGUUGAUUGAUCACAUAAUUACAUUUUUUAUAUAAUCAAUAUACUUAAGCACAUAAAUGCAUUUUUAAUCAUUUUAACUAAGUAUAGAACACAUUUGAGCAAUGCAAAAUCCAGUGAUGCUUCAGAGGCCUGACCUAGAUAAAGCUCGAGGCAUGUUGUUCACUUUGAGACCUGGGUACUUUCUAUUGUUUACUGGUAACUAUGAUACGGACAGGGUCCAGCAACAUUUUACGACUUCAUAUGUCAAACAUAUUUACUUUAAAAGCAAGUUAUUAUUAAAAAAACAAGUAAAAGUCAACAUUCCUCCAUUAGAUACAAACCUCGUUUCCUAAGAAAUAAUAGUGGCAGACAAGAACGAUUGGAUAAUAAAAAAUAAGAGAUAACGGGAAUUUACCUGAUUGGUUUUUAGAAAGGACCACCUUUCAGAAGUUUUACUAUAACUGUAGACUGGAAAACACUUGGUUUUCAGAUGACUUGGGACAUCUCACUUUGUUUGGCUUGAACAAAUAAAGUUAACUCUUUGACACCAGGACCUUUUUUGUCCGAGACAUUUUUUGAACUUCAAGUUCGAUUUUCUCCCCCAUCAAUGUCCAGAACCUCUGGCAUAAAAGUAGGUCCACAACAAUGAAGAUCCUGUGGUAUAUUUAACUGUGGAUAUGGAGCACUUUUUAUCCCUGUGUGCACCAAACCCAUCUUGUGUUAUUGCUGCCAAAAAAAACUAUUUUUAUGGCCAUAGACCCCAGUCCCGUUUGAAGUUCCAGUAUGGCAGAUUAUUUUUGCAUGAGAGCAGAAGUAAAUAACUUGUGGUGAUGGAGGUGCAGUUUUCCUUUAUUUUUUAAAUUGCUUUCUGACCCCAAAAUUUAACUGAAUUCAACAAUUUUGCAUCUGUGAUCUUGGAAGAGUCUUUGGCCACUUAAAUUCUUCUCCUCACUGUGCAUUUAGACAAUAUAGACACGUUCUCUUUCAGGAAGAUUUUCAACAUCUCCAGGCGAUUAAAACUUAUUGAUCAUUGCCCUGAUGUUGGAAAUGGGAUUUUUUUAUUGUUUUUCUAUUUCCUUAAAGCCACUUUUUAUUUUGUGUAACUCAAUGUCACGAUCACCGAUUGGAGUGCCCUGCAGAUCCACUAGAGGGCACUCCCCUCAUCACCCUGACUGCCAAUACGCUACAUUUCCCAUAAACCUUUGGACUCAUUACUCAGUAUUACAUUCACCUGUGUCUAGUUAUCUCUUGCACCUCUUUCUAUAUACAGUAAUCAGGUUCAGUCAGUCAUUGCAAAGUUUUGUGGUACUACUGCAGUUCUGAGUGGUCCCUGGUGAGGUUUCACAGGUCGUUGUUUUGGUUUCUUAGUUUGCAGUGUUUCAAGUUUUGACCAUUCAUCUGUGUUUUUGACUUUUGCCUGUUUAUUGAAUUACGUGUUUGGAUUGCCCUUUGGAUGUGUUAGCUCUGUGUGGACUGAUCACCUGUGUUUUGGACUUUAUGCCUGAUUAUGUCUGUGGAUUACCCUUAAACCCAAUUUUUACUUGUGCGUCGAACCUACGCCAUAGCCUACGUACAUAGAUGACGGCAUCGUUAACAUUUAUGGUUCUGCGUUGAGAGUAUGUGUUGCGCUGCAAUUACACUGCCGAAAUGCUAGUUGGCUCUUUAUGUUUUCACGGGUUUGAUCUUUUGGAUUUGUGUGUAUACAUUACAUAUACUGUUACAUUUUUGGAGAGGUGCGCGUCAGGCUAUGGUAUAGGUUACACGGCUCUGCAUAAGCUAGGUCGUAGGCUAUGGCGUAGUACCUUCGCACAAGCAUAAACUGAACUUUAAUCAACUCAAUUUGACCCUCAACCUCUCGAGUCCCUGUGCUGAUCUGAGCAAGGAAAAGACAAAAACGUUUAUCUUAGUCAUGUUGCUAUGUCUUUUGAAGACUGUGAUUGGAUGGUUGACCAAGAAGGAAAAAAAAGUGCCUUUACGUAUAGGGUCUUGAGAAUUUUUAGAGUUUUUCCACACUCAAGCACAUGUAACCGGUCCUUCCUGACAACUGUCACGACUGAUAACUCUGCGUUGUGUGUAAUAAAGACUGGACAACCAACAGCUCUGGAGAUUUCAAUGAGGUUUUAGCAUUGUAUAACUGAAUGUUUUUGGUUGAAUUAAAAUUCUAAGUUUAAGAUUAUACGUCUUUAUAUGGGGGGCCGCAAAGCGAUGCACUUAACACAAAGGGGGCCUUACAACAAAAAAGUUUGAGAACCACUGAUCUAAUAGGAUAGGUCAUAGACAUGAACCCUACACGAUCUAAUGUGCUGUGUCUUAUUAACUCACUGUCAUUUAAUUCAAUGUAAUUUUAUUUUAUAGCUUUUUUUAGAAUUUGCAUUGCAUCAAAGCAGCUAUAGAAGAAAACCAAAACCAAGAUAAACAAAAGUUGAACACACAAAAACAACAAAAUAAAAUAUUAGAUAAACCUCAAAAGUAAUAUGGAAAUUGUCAUGCAUUGCAACACAUUUCUUCUCACUUUUCGUCCAUUUUCUCUGCUGCUAAAGAAUUUGUUAAAAGUCCUCCUCGCUACUCCUAAAAUUUUAGACCUUAAGAGCUCUUUUAAGGGUUAAGAUGCUUUAUGAAUUACUUUUUUCUGUACUAGGUAUGGAAUU